AUGGUCGUUGGGUUCUCGAUUGUGAUCUUGGUUCUCGUUGGGUCUCUAAUUUGCUUCAUAGCGGCGGUAAGAAAGCCGUCAACGCAGAGGGUGUCGACAACGAUGAUAGCAUCGGACGCCGCUGCUAUGGCCGACGCAAUUGCCUUGAUGUGGGUGGAAGAAGAGAACGAGCUAGAGACGAAGGUGAAGAAGAUGAAUGAAAUGCAAGUUGAAUGUGAGAUGCAGAUUUCAGGAAAGUUAACAGCUCCAAGUGAUAUAUCAGAAUGGAAAGAUUCUGAUACAGAUAACUGGAUUAGAUUUGGUUCCAUUAAUGGGCUAACAAUCACUGGAUCAGGACCUGCCCGGUUAGAUGGACGUGGUUCUUACUGGUGGGAUUGCAAAAAUAAUGAAAAGUGCUCCAGUGUGCCCAAUACAUUGUUUUUUGACAAUAUAAUUGGUCUAAGUGUGACUGGUUUGAAAUUCAUUGACAGCCCAAAUAUAAACUUUGUGAUUCAAGACUCUAGUUGGGUUUACGUGUCACAAUUAAUUGGAAGCUUAGGGGAUCCAGGUGAGUACUCAAAAGCUGUAGUUGAAGAGAUUCAUGUCUCCAAUUGUGAGUUUAUUGGGACAAUGAAUGGGGCAAGGACAAAGACAUGGCAGGGUGGAUCAGGUUUUGCUAGAGAGAUCACAUUUGAGAACCAGACUAUGUCUUCGGUUGAUAAUCCUAUUGUCAUUGAUCAGUACUACUGUAAUGGUAAAACUGAUUGCAAGAACCAAACAUCGGCUGUUGAAGUAAGCAAAGUUUUGUUGAGAGGGAUAAAAGGGAAUUCCACAAGAGAAGUCACCAUUGAGCUUGCAUGUAGUGAGACUGUUCCUUGCACAGGCAUCUAUUUGAAGGAUAUUGAUUUGAGAAGAACUGAUCCAAGAUACAAGACAACUUCUUAUUGUGAUUCUGUUCAUGGAAACGCAAUUUCUGUAGAACCAUUUGUACAAUGCCUAGCAUAG
Molecule: messenger RNA, 984 nt
Organism: Macadamia integrifolia
Lineage: Eukaryota; Viridiplantae; Streptophyta; Magnoliopsida; Proteales; Proteaceae
Product: probable polygalacturonase At3g15720
Exons: 7
Coding region: 1-984 (327 amino acids)
Biological process (GO): carbohydrate metabolic process
Molecular function (GO): polygalacturonase activity
Source: RefSeq, a predicted model, not a curated record